Messenger RNA from Amyelois transitella, 1837 nucleotides. Its product is annotated as outer dynein arm-docking complex subunit 4. Gene Ontology annotation, molecular function: protein binding. NCBI's taxonomy places the organism in Eukaryota, Metazoa, Arthropoda, Insecta, Lepidoptera, Pyralidae. The coding region runs from base 1 to 1803 and encodes 600 amino acids. The record is from RefSeq and is a predicted model, not a curated record. The transcript is spliced from 12 exons.
AUGAGGAAGAAAUUAGAGGUGCCGGAGAAAGCCGUAUACAAUGUCGUCACAUUGUAUAGGGAAAGAGGGAAUUAUUUACAACGCCUGGAGCUGUUUGAUAAAGCGAUACAAGCGUAUGAUGAGGCGCUCCGUUGGAAUAAAGAAGACGUUCGUUCCUUGCUGGGGCGAAGCGUGGCUCGUGCGAAAAUGACACAUUACGUGGGGGCUUUAGCCGACGCCGCAAAUGCAAACGAACUUGAUCCUGAAAACCUGACAGCUCAACAAAUCAGGGCUCAAACGAAUUACGAAAAGUGCGCCUUUGAGAAGGCGUUGGUGCUAGCCAGCAGGGGUCAGAGAAUUCGCCGGUGUCCACCUUAUUUCGCUAAUUGUGUCCGACAUGCCGAAGAAACGAUUCGAGACUGUGUCGGCAAAAGUGCUCACAAAGUGUUAUCGUCAGCCGGCAGUCUAUUGGAAAAGGCUCAACUCAGUAAGGAUUCUAUCGACGCUGAAGCUGUACAGGUGGUAACUAGGAAGCCGAGGAUGCAAACAAAUGACAAGCAACAGGUACAAGAAAUAUCCAGAGCAGAGAAGCAAAGGUUCGACCAAACAUCGCGGCUGAUGGCUGCAAAGUACUUAGGGUUAAUGGCCCACGAUAAGUACUUUCUCACUAGCUUAUGCAAAGAUGAGAGAUUGGUUUCAGCUAAUAAACAAGGCUCACGCAAAUUGCAAGAACUAGCAAAUAAAGCUUUGAAUGAUGUUGAAAAGCGACAGGCAGUUCUUCGAACUCGUCGACCUAUGUACGCAGCUUUAUCUGCUGGAGAAGAAGCCCGAGCCCGGCUCUCCAAAGCCCGUAAAGACCAGCUUCAAAGAACUCAAAAACAGCACGCCGAAGAUGCAAAACGACUAAUUCGAGUAGCAGAGGCAUCCCAAAAUGAAAGAGAUACCAGCAAAUGUCUUGAAAAUGCUGAGUUUGCCUUGGAACAGAUAACCAGAAAGCCAGCCAAUCUGCUUCCAAAUAAAGACAAGUAUCUACAAGAAUUGCAUAAUAUCAUAGCUAAUGCUUUCUUGGAUCAGAAACGUGUGAAGCAUACAAUGAGCGAGUCGGAUCGUGAGAAAAGGGCAUUCAUGCUGCUGGGAAUGUAUUUGUCCCGAGAACCAAGUCGAGACUCCAUCCUUAGGACGAGACCAGGACCGCCUCGGGAUGCUAAACGCCGUUUGCAAGUUUUGGAGCGUGGCUUGAAUAUGAGCGUGCGUCCAUCUGAGCGGUGUUACAUUUUGCAUGAGCUGGCCCGCCUGCACAUCGACACCAAGCAGUCUCAAAGGGCGCGGUUCUACGCCUUGAAGUGCCAGUCUGAGUGCCGUGCAGCCAAUCAAAGAGUGUGGUUACUGAAUGCCACGUUCCUAUUGGCUCGAUGUCAUUUGAUGCAGAACAACCGACCUGAGGCGCGCGCUGCGUUGAUUGAAGGCGCUUCUUUGGCGCGCAGCUACGGAUAUCAAGAUGUUGCUGAUUUUUAUGAUACGUGCGUCGAUGUGUCACUGGAAGGAGAAGUGGCAUCAACUGAGGCUGAACUUGAAAAACGAGAGAAGGAGAUGGUGGGUUUGAUGCAAGACGAUGACUUGAAAUCCGCGGCGCAGCAUCUAUUUAGAAAAAUGUCGGUUUUGCCAGCAAACAGGCGAUUUUCCAUUAUGCCUGGCACUCGUGUGGAAGAAGGUGCAUCGGCGGCCGCUGGACGCCGUCAAUCGAUCAUACCUCGCACACAGCAACCAACGAGGAUCGCUUACAAGUCCCGCCAUCCACUCGGAUUCCAAGACUUCGAUAUUUGAAAAAUUCCAAUUCCAAAUACCUUACCUAAACUGA